GCUCCGAGCAGAAGCUCACCGAUCAUAUGCCUGGACCUGAACGACGGAAUGGAAAUGGUCGUGACAGAGAACGGCAAGAGCACGGAGUAUCUGGACAGCCCAGCCCUGUGCAAACCAGGACACCACUUGGUGGCCACUGCAAUGCAGAUGGCUGAUGACACGUGGUAUGGCAACGCGGACAACUCGUCGCUGGUGGAUUACGUAUGCAUCCCAGAGGCCCUGGCAAGAUGGGAGACCAGCUGCGGGACCUUGGCCCGCCUGGGCCGGCCGAUACAGCAGAUGCCGAGCAAGCAGCGACGCGACCACCUGCCAGUCCAUGUGAACUUAAGCAUGCCGACCAUCAGCGAGCUACGCAAGCAUGAUGCUACCCCUACCUGGAGCGCAGAGGCAAUGAUGCAGGCGUACAUGGGCACGGACAUAGGCACCAAGCGCGCCUUCGUCGGGGACAUGGAGGCGACGCUUGACCAGAAUUGGGACGAGUUUUUGGAUCUGGCAGACCGUACGUCUGCAGAUUUUUUGAUUGAGAAAUUAGAGCAGAUUAUGAUUAAUGCUGGGCAGCAGUAUUUUGCACGAGAUCCUGGAUGGGAUGAACGCUACAAGGACCAGACGGUGGAAUGCAGGCGACACAGAUGCACGAUUGGGACCAAUGGCGCAGUGAACGGCAACCACAGGGCGCCGAGCCAGCAGUACUUGAAGAACGACUACGGCGGGCUGCGGUUCGAGACCUUCGACGGCUGGAGC
Prorocentrum cordatum is the source of this 741-nucleotide messenger RNA. The record is from the annotation of a GenBank genome assembly. Lineage: Eukaryota; Dinophyceae; Prorocentrales; Prorocentraceae.